AUGUCGACGAUUCGGGCGAUUAUACAGCGGGCGGCGAUGUCGACCAAGGAUCCCGCCACGCAAAUGCAGAUGAUCCGACGGGUGCUGGAAGACAUUCACGGCGGUCAGUGGGGUGUGCUAAUUAUUCGGAAUCCAUCGAUGGUGUCACAGGUGGCGGACGUCCAUUGGACGAUUCCGGACCACACGAACAGCGACGGGAGCCCGGCGUUUUGCUUGGCGGUGGUGAACAGAUGGCAGUACAACGUCUUCAAGACGGGCUAUGUAGAUCGGGCUGAUCGGGUGACGGUGCUCGACGUCGUCAACAAAAUCCGGCAGCAGGACGUGAAGAAGCCGGAAAAAGUGGAUGCGACCUUGCCGGGCGAUUUAUUUUUGAUGGCACGG
Molecule: messenger RNA, 381 nt
Organism: Mesorhabditis spiculigera
Lineage: Eukaryota; Metazoa; Nematoda; Chromadorea; Rhabditida; Rhabditidae
Source: the annotation of a GenBank genome assembly